This is a messenger RNA of Rhodamnia argentea, 2891 nucleotides long. RefSeq names its product vacuolar cation/proton exchanger 3-like. Gene Ontology annotation, cellular component: plant-type vacuole membrane. Gene Ontology annotation, biological process: calcium ion transmembrane transport; intracellular calcium ion homeostasis. Gene Ontology annotation, molecular function: calcium:proton antiporter activity. The record is from RefSeq and is a predicted model, not a curated record. Lineage: Eukaryota; Viridiplantae; Streptophyta; Magnoliopsida; Myrtales; Myrtaceae. Bases 1056 to 2384 code for a protein of 442 amino acids. The transcript is spliced from 11 exons.
GCUGUUGGUCGAUUUAGAGCGUGUCCGUUUGCCACCCUUAAGCGCUAAGUUGCAGUUUCAGAAUGCUUCUUCAUUUGUUGUCCUUAUCUUCACAUGAAAGGCCUCUCCUUUUCCUUUCAGUUAUGGUGUCGUAUGACUUGUCUUGCAACUGUUGACGCACGUCCUGUGAGUUUAAUGAGCUUCCUCAUGUUCGCACUGUGUGGCCAUUGUAAGGAUCUUAAAAUGAGGCAUCGAUUUGCUGAGAGGUUAAACGUCUGAUUUGGUUGGUGAAGAGCUCAAAUCAUGCCAAUUGGCAUAUGAAGGGAACUCGAUUUCAUCUAUUGUGCGGGUUUGUAGUUCCCGGAGAAGGGUUCUUGUUUUCUUUUCCUAGUUAACUACUGAGCUUUUAGCUAAUGCCACUUAUUCGUGGGGUUCUUGACCUCAGCAGAGUGGUAGGAAAAACAGGCAGCUAUUAUGGUGUUAUGUUUGCACAUCUUGGCUAGGAUGGUGUGAGUGGGAUUUACACAUCUCACAGCUGCUUGCUUAUAUUACUGUCCUUCAAAAGAGAUUGAUGUCAAGUUCAAGGGGAGGUUCAACCUUCAAAACAUCAAAGGUGGGGAUUGAUAAAGGUGAAAAGUCUUGCCCGGUGCUCAACAUACAUAUAUCAACAGCCAACCCUCCAUUUAUGGGACCUCUAAUAGUUCAGGCGGGAGACAUGUAUAGCCAGGAGAAGAGUACUCAGUUCGUUUUUGCAACAAGGAGUCAUCGCCGACCUCUUUUGUUGUGGCAAGUUAUAUUCCUGUGGCAUUUGGUAGCAAGCAGAUUUUGAAGCAUUGGCUUGAGCAAUGACAUAUGGCGGCCUACAGUUUUAUCUUUAUUGAGUGCUUUCUCCUAUUUAUAGCUGUUCCGUACUUUGAUAUACCAUUGCAUGAACUUUAGAAAAGUUGGCUUAAAUGCACCUUGGUGAUGCCAUAUCGUGGGAAAUUUAUUAUUAGAUUGAGCAUGGUUCAGAUUCCCUUGAAUGUAUAGCUGAAAUCUUUAACUUCAGUGCAGGAGCUUAAUUUUCGAGAAUUCUGAUGAUUAUUCUGUGCUUGCAGAUGGGACCCAUGGAGGGGAGAACUGACCUUGAUUCUGAUGAGGAAAUCCCUUUUAAUUCAUCUCCAAAUGCCAGGAAAGUUCAUCCAUUUGAUUUUGAGACAGUACAUUUAGCACCACACAUGGGUGUCGUGAACUCAUGGAUUCAUAAGCAAUCAAGCAUCAGACCACUCAGAAGUAUCUAUAUUGUCUUGCUGAAAGCAAAGAUAAAUAUAUUGCUACCUUUUGGCCCACUGGCCAUACUGCUUCAUUACCUUACCGGAAACCAUGUUGUGGUCUUCUUCUUAAGUAUGCUAGGCAUCACACCUCUCGCAGAGCGGUUGGGCUAUGCAACUGAGCAGCUUGCCUUCUACACAGGGCCUACGGUUGGAGGUCUUUUGAACGCCACAUUUGGAAACGCCACAGAAUUGAUAAUUUCAAUUUAUGCAUUGAAGAAUGGAAUGAUAAGGAUCGUUCAACAAUCAUUGCUCGGCUCCAUUUUGUCUAACAUGCUUUUAGUACUUGGAUGUGCCUUCUUCACGGGUGGGAUUGUACACUAUAACAAGGUUCAGGUGUUCAAUGAGGCCGCUGCCUUGGUGAACUCUGGAUUACUCUUGAUGGCAGUAAUGGGAAUAAUGUUUCCAGCUGUUCUCCACUUCACACGCACUGAGGUUCACUUUGGAAAGUCAGAGCUUGCUCUGUCAAGGUUUAGCAGCUGCGUGAUGCUCGUUGCAUAUGCAAGCUACAUCUUUUUCCAGCUAAAACAUCAACACAGUUUACACAACCUCAAUUGCAAUAUUGAUGAGGAAGGAGUCAGUGAAGAAGGUUCUGAGGAAGAAGAAGCUCCUGAAAUAACCCAGUGGGAAGCAAUUGGUUGGCUAGCUGUUUUGACACUGUGGGUGUCUGUAUUGUCUGGCUACCUAGUGGAUGCAAUAGAGGGAGCAUCUGAUUCAUUGAACAUUCCUAUUGCGUUCAUUAGUGUCAUCCUUCUUCCAAUUGUGGGAAAUGCGGCAGAGCAUGCAAGUGCUAUAAUGUUUGCAGUGAAGGAUAAGCUUGACAUUACACUUGCAGUGGCAAUUGGAUCAUCUACGCAAAUAUCAAUGUUUAUGAUACCGUUCUGUGUUGUUGUUGGGUGGUUGAUGGGGAAACCAAUGGACUUGAACUUUCAAUUAUUUGAGACGGCCACACUAUUCAUAGCUGUACUAGUAGUGACAUUUAUGCUGCAGGAAGGGAAGUCAAAUUAUCUGAAAGGCUUGAUGCUUAUCCUGUGCUAUCUCAUUGUUGCAGCAAGUUUUUUUGUGCACAUGGACCCUUCAAACGAUGAUAACUAAUUAAUGAUGGUGGCAUUGCCCACAACAUAGUCAACAGCUUCCGUGUCCGUCUGUGUAACAGCUGCCAUGCUAUUCUUCCACCUUCCACCUCCGAUGAUUGCAGUGGCGUUCCGGGCUGGAAAGGAACUUCAGGCUUUUGUACAUUCGAGUGGAUCCCGUAUGUGAGCACGGAUUGGGAAAAUGUAUUCCGUGCUUCUCAAAGCUUGUUAUUUUGUCAUCCAUUCCUUUUGUAGUAAACCUAUGCUUCGCGCCAGGUCACGCUUUGGUGAAGUGACCCAGCCGCUAUGGCCUCAGCGCGAAUCCAAAGUUGUUUAGCUUGUUUUUUGUGAUCUGCGGACUUUCAACCCUCAACACGAUGAUUAUUUAGAUGGUGGAAGUGAGUUGAAGGGACUUGCUGCUUGUAUUGGAUCACUUUUGAGUAGAGAUUGGACAGGGUUGAUGAGCCAAGCAGAAUGGAAUGGAAUCCGCCUCGGAUGGCAUUUCGUCUUCUUCGGCGAAUUGAUUCGA